AUGUACAUAAAUUUAGAUAGAUCAACAACAGUAUCGACUGAUGAAUCGGUCAAUACAACAACUAAUUUUAGUUCUACUACUAUACCGUCAGAAUAUGAUAUACCAUAUGCCAACUACACAUGCGCAGGAAAAACUGCAAAUCCACGGUCAAAUUUGAGUACAUUUUGGUCAUUUGAUUCUAAUACAUAUGAUUCAUUGAAUCAGGCGAAUGCAACUGCAAUAAAUAAUCCAAUGUAUUUUGCUGCUUAUGCGGGACCAGGUAAUUGUAUCAUGUUCGAUGGUAUCAGCCAGUAUGCAAUUGCACCAUUGAUUGAUUUCACUAAUCAAUCAUUUACAAUUGAAUUAGUUAUAUUUUUAAAUACAUUUUUGAAAACUGCAAUGAUCAGUAUACUUAGUCAAUGUGCGUCGAUGAAUGAAACCAAUCAAUGUUUCAAUUUAGGCAUUCUUAAUUCUAAAUUAUUUUUUGGUUUCAAUAAUGACAAUUUAUAUGGCACCACUAGUCUCGCUGUUAAUCAAUGGUAUCAUCUUGCCUUUGUAUUCGAUAUUGAAAAUUUGAACCAAAGAGUUUAUUUGAAUGGCGUACUAGACGGAAGUCGAACAGCUACAAAUCCUUACCUUGGAACAUUUGGAAAUACAAUAAUAGGAUAUCAAACAAAUGGGCCUAAGUCUUCUUUGUUUCCAGGUUAUAUGGAUAAUUUAUUAAUCUAUCGCGGCCGAGUUAAGACAGAUUGUGAAAUUCAUACUGACACUUUUCUAUACGCUUACUACUCGUGGGAUAAUGGCUUACCGAUCGAUGAUGGUCCCAAUAGUAUUGAUGGAACCUUCGUUAAAUCAGUGUCUAGUGUUUCCGGCUAUUCAAACAACGGUCUCUCAUUCUCUAGCACAGGUUCUUAUUUCGUGGUCGCAGAUUUUACAGCUUUGGGUCUGUCUUAUGAUCCUUUUACGUUGUCGAUAUGGGUCAAACCGAGUUCUUUUGGUGGUAGUAUUGUGCAUAUUGCGUUCAAUGCAGACGGAACUACUAAUUGUCAUACGAUAUUAGGUAUGUCAUCAUCUGGUCAACCAGUAGCUCAGAACUACGAUAUAACAAAAAUCGGAUUAUAUUCAAUAUCUGAUAGCAAUCCGUUACCUCUUAAUCAAUGGACUCAUCUUGUCGAAACAUUUAGUAUCAAUAAUGGGUUUCGUCUGUAUGUCAACGGCACAUUGAAAGCAUAUAAACUAGGGGUAGGACCUUUCGAUGGCGGUAAUGUUCCAAGGAGAUUAUUUGUGGGUUAUUAUGGAACAUCUGGAAGUAGUUGUACUGCUGGUGCCGUCAAAUCUGGGCAAUAUAAGGGCAUUGUCGAUGAGCUCCGAUUUUACAACGUAGAAUUGAUGCAAGAUGAUAUUUCGAAGCUCGCUUCAAUGUAA
This is a messenger RNA of Adineta steineri, 1404 nucleotides long. Lineage: Eukaryota; Metazoa; Rotifera; Eurotatoria; Adinetida; Adinetidae. The record is from the annotation of a GenBank genome assembly.